AUGGCACCAGCACUGAGCUUUCUUCACAGGAUGAUGCUGUGUGUCUUCUUCCUUGCAACAGCAAUGGCAAGCUACAACAUAUCAGACUACGGGGCCAAGCCCGAUGGCCGGACUGACUCAGCUAAGCCUUUCCUAAAUGCAUGGGCCGCCGCCUGCAAUUCCACCGAGCCUGCAGCCAUCUACGUGCCCGCCGGCCACUUCUUGAUCAGCCAAGCCACGUUCAAGGGUCCCUGCAAGAACAACGCGACCAUGAUCUUCGUCGACGGGACUCUCAUCGCGCCCUCUGCUUACGGCGCUGCCACAAACUGGUUGCUGUUUGAGUACGUUCAGGGACUGUCCAUCUUCGGAGGCACCAUCGACGGCCAAGGUCAGGCCUUUUGGGCUUUCAGGAAGGCCGGCCGGAGAUGUCCUCAGGGCGCCAUGCAGCAGCAUCCAGAAACAGGGCGCGACCAUCACCGCCCCGGCCACAGCCCCAACACCGACGGCAUCCACAUCCAGAAAUCGAGCAACGUGGCCGUGAUCGACACCGGCAUAGAGACCGGCGACGACUGCAUCCCCAUGGGCGAAGGAUCCACCAACGACUGGAUCGAGAAGAUCGAUUGCGGCCCAGGACAUGGAAUCAGCAUCGGCAGCCUGGGCGGCACGACGUCGGAGGCCGGAGCGCAGAACAUCACGGUGACGUCGGUAGCGUUCUCGGGGACAGAGAACGAGCUUCGGAUCAACUAA
Messenger RNA from Musa acuminata AAA Group (dessert banana), 726 nucleotides. RefSeq names its product polygalacturonase-like. The record is from RefSeq and is a predicted model, not a curated record. The transcript is spliced from 3 exons. Gene Ontology annotation, molecular function: polygalacturonase activity. Gene Ontology annotation, biological process: carbohydrate metabolic process. The coding region runs from base 1 to 726 and encodes 241 amino acids. Lineage: Eukaryota; Viridiplantae; Streptophyta; Magnoliopsida; Zingiberales; Musaceae.